AUGUCACAGCCAACUACGGUCUGGCAGCGCCUCAAAUCAGGCAGCAAAUCCGGCUUCGACAAGGGAUGGCGCACUUUGGACAAGCUGGGAGCUCCGGUCAACAGACUGAGCAACAAGCUUGGAUCCGAAGCCUUCUGGCCGACGACAUUGGACAAAGAGAGCGACAAGGCGGCGAGGAUCCUGAAGAGCUUUUGCAAGGAUGGAUUCUACGUUGAGGAAGACACACAAGCAGAGGAUGGUCCGACGCGAAAGCAAAGAGUCGUAAAGAAGAUACCAGAGGAGGUCAUACGCAAUGCCAAAGGGCUUGCAAUAUUCACAACCAUGCGAACUGGACUGUGGGUCUCUGGCGCUGGCGGCUCCGGUGUGCUGGUUGCAAGGCAGUCGGACGGCACCUGGUCUCCUCCUUCGGGAAUCAUGCUUCACACUGCGGGACUGGGAUUUCUGGUUGGGAUUGACAUUUACGACUGCGUUCUUGUGCUCAAUACGGAGCAGGCAGUGGAGGCUUUCACCAAAAUCCGAUGUACUCUCGKCGGGGAGGUCAGCGUUGUGGCGGGGCCAGUGGGAGUCGGUGGGAUCCUGGAAUCCGAAAUACACACGCGACAAUCGCCCAUAUUCACCUACAUGAAAUCGCGAGGGUUCUAUGCAGGCGUGCAGAUAGAUGGCACAAUCGUAAUCGAGCGCAUGGACGAGAAUGAACGGUUCUACGGAGAAGAGGUUCCGGUCAAAGACAUUCUUGCUGGAAGAGUUCGGCAUCCACCACUUGAGGUCAAUGGACUGAUGGAAACAAUCAAAGCGGCGCAAGGUGACACACACUACGAUGCGACGAUGAUACCCGAUGAGCCGCCGCCGGGAGACUAUGAGUUACACGACGGAAACAUGUUUGGUGUACCGGACAGAGAAGAUCCUGAUCCCUACGGCGUGCUCGCGCUUGAAAAGGAGGGAAUGAGUCUUCGUGAAGCAGGCACACAGCAACGCGCGAGUUGGGAGCAGUUCAGCUUCAAUCCCGCACCGACGAGUCCCGUCCACAGCAUUUACGCACGGAACAGUCACGACGGAGGAGCGCGAGCUAACAGUAGUCGUAGCAGCUGGCGCAAUACCCUCAACGGUGAGCCGAGAGUGUCCAGCUCGUUAAGGAAUAGCAUCACGUCUGCCAGAUCAAUCAAAUCGCCCAUGGCAGAUUCCUCUACGCAGACCGACCUCACGGACGACCUGCCCUCUCCCCGGGGACGAAUUGGCAGCAAGMGAAGUAGUCAACAGAGCGCAGCUAGUAGUGGCAGCAGUCUUCCUCGUGCGAUCCCCGAGGAUGAGGUCCUCGAUAGUAGGGCCGAGCGGGUCGGAGCCAGUGAGCCUAGCAAAGUCACCAAUGAAGUUUCCAGGCCGAAUGAGGGCUCAAGAGACUUGACUGGGCAGAUUGGAUUCCCAAAAGAUGACCCCGUCAGCUCGACCAUGCAACCCWCCCAGUCCAGCGACAAAAGCACGCCAGAACGAAAGCAACUCUCCAGUGUGAGCACAAACAAUGGCUAUUCCACUCCUCCAAACACUCCACCCGCAGAAGCGGGCAUUUCAAAGCAUGACGACCAGCCUCUGGAUCAUGAUGUCGAUGGAGACGUUACUUUAUCUGAUGACGAGUACGACGACGACGAUCUCGAAAUCAUCGAAGAACCUGUCGUUCACUCUGUUCAAGCCCUGUCGUUGCACACGUCAGCCCCGCAGGCUUUCCCAGGAGCGGCCAGGGUUGUCACAGUGCCAAAACGGCUGCCGCCAAAGCUGCCGGAGAGGAAUCCAAAUCGUGGCAAAGUCAACAGGCGCGUUAUAACCGAUAGCUCCCCGCCAGUGGAUACUGCAUCGUUCGAAGCUGCUGUGGCGAAUGCUAGUUCUGCUCUAGUGUUGCAGGACGUUGAUACUUUCAAAACCACCAACUCAGAUUCGGAGUUUAGCCCCGUCGGUGCCAGCAAACUCUCUGACGAGGAUCUAGAUGCCGUCAAUCGAGUAACGCCAAUCAUUCCAGAUGUGAGCUCGCAGCAAGGGCAAAACUUGGARGAGAAGAUGGAUGAUUUCAAGCUAAACGGAGAUAACUCCGCACCGGUACUUCGUGUCGGUGACGAGCAGCAAAGCCCUGAAAUCAUUCCCAAGGUUCCAGGUGGAUUUGAUUGA
Messenger RNA from Ramularia collo-cygni, 2154 nucleotides. Its product is annotated as related to LSB3-possible role in the regulation of actin cytoskeletal organization. NCBI's taxonomy places the organism in Eukaryota, Fungi, Ascomycota, Dothideomycetes, Mycosphaerellales, Mycosphaerellaceae. The transcript has 2 exons. Gene Ontology annotation, molecular function: phosphatidylinositol binding. The record is from RefSeq and is a predicted model, not a curated record. Bases 1 to 2154 code for a protein of 717 amino acids.